Molecule: messenger RNA, 345 nt
Organism: Entamoeba invadens IP1
Lineage: Eukaryota; Evosea; Mastigamoebida; Endamoebidae
Product: prefoldin subunit, putative
Exons: 1
Coding region: 1-345 (114 amino acids)
Biological process (GO): chaperone-mediated protein complex assembly; protein folding
Cellular component (GO): cytoplasm; prefoldin complex
Molecular function (GO): protein-folding chaperone binding
Source: RefSeq, a predicted model, not a curated record
AUGGCCGCACAACUUCAGAAACAAACACCAGAAAUGGUCGAGUACAAUCAGAAGAUGAAAGAGUUGCAAGGCCUUUAUUUGAGUCGUCAAAAAUUAAUAUCACAAAAAAAUGAGAAUGAGAUGGUCAAGAAAGAGUUAUCUUUAGUGGAGGAUGAUGAUGUCGUUUACAAGUUGAAUGAAGGAAACUUAGAAGAAGAAGAUCCGCUUGAAGCUGAGAUGUGUGUUGAUCAACGUUUGGAUUAUCUCAACAGUGAAUUGAAAAAGUGUGACACCAAAGAAGUUGAACUGAAAGCUCAAGUCGACGAUCUAAAAAAGAAAUUAGCUACACAACGACCGUCUAAUUAA